Solea senegalensis (Senegalese sole) is the source of this 2772-nucleotide messenger RNA. RefSeq names its product potassium/sodium hyperpolarization-activated cyclic nucleotide-gated channel 2-like. Gene Ontology annotation, biological process: potassium ion transport; transmembrane transport. Gene Ontology annotation, molecular function: voltage-gated potassium channel activity. The coding region runs from base 236 to 2113 and encodes 625 amino acids. Gene Ontology annotation, cellular component: membrane. The transcript is spliced from 8 exons. The record is from RefSeq and is a predicted model, not a curated record. Lineage: Eukaryota; Metazoa; Chordata; Actinopteri; Pleuronectiformes; Soleidae.
GCCGAUUACAGAAGGCCACUGAGCCCUCUCUCCCCCCUCCUCUCUCACUCUCUCUGUCUCUAUCUAUCUCUCUCAUGAUCCAGCAGGAGACAGACACACAAGCUCAAGUUUUCACCAUUUCACCUCAGGAAAAUACAUUUUUAAAUGGAUGCUGCAACUUUUCAUGGAUUUUCUGUCAAAACUGAUUUUACCUAUAUUGAGGCUUCUCAAACCUUUUUUGUUUAGCUCAUUCUAAAUGCAAGGUUUAAAAAUGACCAGCCUCUCCAGGAGUAUUGAAGACAUAGGACGAGGCACAGGUGAGAGCCCAGCUCACAAACCAGAGACACACACGUAUCGCACCUGGAGCAGCCUCCGCUUCUCAAGAUGGAGAAGUGCCUCACAGAGGCCAAGUCCCCCCAGCACCCCCUCCCCGAAGACAGGCAAGAGGAGCGACGUGACCAACACCCUGCUCUCCCUGGUCAAAACUCACAAUGAUGACUAUACAGCUGACCCCGACGGCCUGCUGGACUCCAACGAGGAGGUUGAUGGAACAAGCGAUGACCUUACACAAAACAAGUCCACCUUCUUCCACAGGCGGUUCUGCUCCUUGCUGCAGCCUGGGGUCAACAAGUUCUCCCUGCGCAUGUUUGGCAGCCACAAGGGUGUUGCUGCUGAACAGGCCAGGGUCAAGAGCUUUGGAGUGUGGAUCAUCCACCCCUACAGUGACUUCAGGUUCUACUGGGACCUUGUGAUGCUCCUGCUGAUGAUGAGUAAUCUGGUUAUGUUACCCUGGGGAAUCACCUUCUUUGAGGACCAGAACACAACACCCUGGAUCACGUUCAACGUCAUAUCUGACACCCUCUUCCUCAUGGACCUGAUUUUCAACUUCCGCACCGGCAUCCUGGGAGAGGACAGCCACGUCAUUCUGGACCCCAAGGAGAUCCGUUCGCAAUACCUUCGCACCUGGUUUGUGGUGGACUUUGUCUCCUCCAUCCCAGUUGACUAUAUUUUCCGCAUCAUUGACUUGGAGUCGAGGCACGAGACUUCGGAUGUUUACCGCACGGCACGUGCGUUCCGCAUUGUGCGUUUCACCAAGAUCCUCAGUCUGCUGCGUCUCCUGCGACUGUCUCGCCUCAUCCGCUACAUUCACCAGUGGGAAGAGAUUUUCCAUAUGACCUAUGACCUGGCCAGUGCAGUGGUGCGUAUCGUCAACUUAAUUGGCAUGAUGCUCCUGUUGUGUCACUGGGAUGGCUGCCUGACCUUUAUGGUGCCUAUGCUACAGGACUUUCCCGCAGACUGCUGGGUAUCCAAAAAUAAUAUGGUGAAUGCUACAUGGCACUUACAGUACUCAUAUGCCCUCUUCAUGGCCAUGAGUCACAUGCUGUGCAUCGGAUAUGGUGCCCACCCUCCAGAGGGCAUGACUGACGUUUGGCUCACCAUGAUCAGUAUGGUUGUUGGGGCCACCUGCUACGCCAUGUUCCUUGGCCAUGCAACCAACUUGGUCCAGUCCUUGGAUGCUUCACAUCGUCAGUAUCAAGAGAAGUAUAAGCAGGUGGAGCAGUACAUGUCAUUCCAUAAACUGCCAGCAGAUGUAAGACAGAGGAUUCACGAGUAUUACGAGCAGCGGUUCCAGGGCAAGAUGUUUGACGAGGACAGCAUCUUUGGAGAACUCAGCGAUCCACUCAAGGAGGAAAUAGUCAGCUACAACUGUCGUGGGUUGGUAGCCAACAUGCCACUCUUUGCCAACACUGAUCCUCAUUUUGUGACUGUGAUUCUCACCAAGCUCCGUUUUGAAGUCUUUCAACCCGGAGACUUGAUCAUAAGAGAAGGAACUCUGGGUCGGAAAAUGUACUUCAUCCAGCACGGUGCUGUCACUGUCAUCCCACGCGGCAGCAAAGAGAUCAAACUCAGCGAUGGAGCGUAUUUUGGGGAGAUCUGCCUGCUCACUCAGGGACGACGCACAGCCAGCGUGAGCGCUGACACCUACUGUCGUCUGUACUCACUGAGCGUGGACAGUUUCAACGAAGUCUUGGAGGAGUAUCCUCUGAUGAGGAGAGCCUUCGAGAGUGUCGCUGUGGACAGACUGGGACGGGUUGCUCGCAGGCCCAGUUAUCAGCCUCCCCCUGCAGAGUGACCUCCUCAUACUAGAAACAGAGAGAAAGACAGAGGGACACUCAUGGAGGAGAGUCGUCCCGCUUUGACUGAACUGAAUGCUGUUGACCUCAUGGAAUAUAUUUAUUUAUUAUUUAAUAUAUGAAUUGAAUUUUGUUACUUGAAUCUCAAUAAUCCACAGCAUCAUUUUGCAUUAGACAUUUUUGAACUCUUCACCUUAGAUAACUAUGGAAAAUUCACAAGCUGGACGAACUCUGGUGAGAAAGUGAUCUAUUGUUUCUUAAAGCAACCUACAUUUUUCCUACAUGUCAAUGUCACGUAUGCUUCACAUACAGAAUAUUAGAAGCACCAGCUGCUAGAUACAUGCUGCAGAUUUAUGUCGCUCAGAUUCAAAUGAUCCCUCAGGUCUGCAUAUGAUGGUUUAAUACCAGUGCACCCUGAGGAUAAGCUGCUGUGAUGUAAUAACUGUACAGAGACGCUUUAUAUGCAGUUACACAGUACAUCACUGUUUAAACUCCUAUAUACAGUAUCAUGGCACACUCACAUUGCAAGUUGUUCCUUUGAUAAUAUUGACUCAGUUAUUUGCAAAUUCUACUUCUGCAUCUCUUCAAUUUAGUUUCCAUAUUACUGGGUGAUUUUUUUCCCCCACACAUGAACCCACAGGCUGUCAUUUUCCUUUUA